Molecule: messenger RNA, 3582 nt
Organism: Sitodiplosis mosellana (orange wheat blossom midge)
Lineage: Eukaryota; Metazoa; Arthropoda; Insecta; Diptera; Cecidomyiidae
Product: prostatic acid phosphatase-like
Exons: 6
Coding region: 224-1390 (388 amino acids)
Biological process (GO): dephosphorylation
Molecular function (GO): phosphatase activity
Source: RefSeq, a predicted model, not a curated record
GGUCGCACAGAUGUGUUGCAACUCGAAAGUGUGAUUGAAUAAAAUGUAAAAUAGAGAUAAAACAUAUUCGACUUUUAAUGAAUAUACAAUCUAUUAUGAACAUUUUUUUUUGCGUUAUUAUAUAUUUAUUUAAAACGUUUAACGCGAAAGUGAAACUGGUGUUCGACACAGAUUGUCUUCAGACUCCAUUGAACGUUGUUGGAGUGUUGUGCUGCGCUUAACAAUGAUUUGGAUAGUGCUUUUGUUGUGUCUUGGGCUCGUUAAAUGCCAAACCGUAGACCAAACUGAAGACGAAUUGAUGUUUGCACAAGUCAUUUUUCGGCACGGAGACCGCACGAUUCGUAAAACAUUUGCAACAGAUCCGUACAAAGACAAAGUGCAUUGGCCGGAAGGCUGGGGCCAGCUAACGAAUUUAGGAAAGCAACAACAGUAUGAACUGGGGAAAUACUUCCGUCGACGUUAUGCAAAGCUCCUUGGAGACGGUUCUUAUUCACCUGACAAGGUAUUCACUGUAUCAUCAGCUCUUGAUCGAACUAUAAACUCCGCUUCCUUAGUGCUCGCCGGCUUAUUUCCCCCACAACAAAAUCAAGUUUGGAAUCAAGAAAUUUUCUGGCAGCCAAUACCAGUGUAUUCCAUACCACAAUCAGAAGAUUACCUUAUCAAAGCCGAUGAUGUGUGUCCUUUAUAUGAAAAAUUGCUCAAAGAAUACGAAAAUUCACCAGAAGUGCAAGCUGUAAUUGAAAGGAAUCAAGAAUUAUUUGAAUACUUGGAGAAGCAUGCUGGUCAACCAAUUCGAGAUUUGGAGCAAUUAAAAGAUUUGCAUGGCACUUUUAUUGUCGAGCAUUCCAUGAAUAAAACAAUCCCAGAUUGGGCUCAGACAGUAUUCACUCCCGGUGGAGACUUUGAGUAUUUGGCGGAGUACUGGUUGAAGUUCACCAGUGGCACGAAUCAGUUGAAACGUUUGAAAUCUGGAUUUCUGCUGAAAGAGAUAUUGGAUCGCUUUAAGAACAAAACUGUAUCGGUUUUGUCUUCAAAUCAUUCUUUAAGGCUAUACUCAGGUCACGACACGACAAUUGCGAAUAUGCUGAACAGUCUCGGGCUUUUUCAUCCUCACAUUCCGCCAUAUUCGUCCAGUCUCCUGUUCGAACUGUAUAAAUCAAACGACGAUUUUUACGUGCAACUAUUCUACCGUAAUAAUUUAACCGAAGACCCAUCGCCAUUAAAUAUUCCCUUGUGUGGAACGAAAUGUCCAUUAAAUCGAUUUUAUGACCUGUACAAUGCUAUUUUACCAUCUGAUUUCGGAACGGAAUGUCAUUUACCGACGGAGAAGUUAUCUCAUAGGAACAGAAGGCGUGUGAACCAUGACAAAAAAGGCCAUCAAAAUCCAUGAAUUUUAUUUUUCGCCCGUAACUUUGCAAGAAGAAAAGAAAAAUUGACCACAUACUGUGUACGAUAGCAGUAAAGUAGGAAUUAUUGUUAGGUCGAAGGGAUUUUUCAUGACCAUUUAUGCGCCAAAUUAUCAUUCAUUCAAAUGGGUAAUCAUUUAUUGAUGACCAUUCUCUCGAAGAUUAACCUCAAAUGCAUUACAUUUUCAUAGAAACAACCGAAGCGAACAUGAUUGUUUUUCGUGUUAUUCCGUUAUGAUUGCAGUUAUAUGUCAAUAGUACUUCCAAUGUAAUAAAAUUCAAACAGACAAAAUAUUCAUUUCUUUUUAUUGAUAUAAUAUGUAUUGGAAUUUGGAAAUAAAAUCAAUAUCAGCGGUAUCAAGAUGAAACCUUUCUGUACGUGUUAGUUAAGAGUAACCAAUUUCCGUGCAAUUAUAGUCAUUAUUCAAACUGAUUUUGUUUAAUCUAUUGUAAUCGCGGUCAAGUUCAUUAGUUCAGUACACACUAGUUAGUUAAUGUUAGUGUUUCUCUCAAUGAUGAAUAAUGAAAUCAAACGUCUGAAUGAAUUGCUUUAAUUAUCGACGUGACCAAUUAUAAUUUUAAUUAUAAAUAGAAAACUAUGCACACAGAUUUCAUAUAGCAUGCUAUAUAGCAUCUAUGUUAACUUAAAUUCAAGUAUAUUCAACGAAGGAAGAAACAUUGGGACUGAGUAGCACGUGUUGAAAAAGUGUAUAACAUAGAUUUUGGUUCAUUUUAUACAAGAUAUCGGUUAACUUUCAUGAUAACUUAGCAAUCAGAUUGUAAAAACUGAAUAAAAAUGCUGAGUUGAUUUAAAUCUAAGACCAUUUUUUUUAUUUAAAAAAACAUUGUCACUAUAUUAUUGUUACUAUAUUUAUAUUGGCAAAAUCGUUUCGAUUUUACAUUUUUUGUAAUGACUUAUAAUUUAACCACAGAAUGACUGUGUUUGAACUUCAAAAUAUGUUGGUCACUGCUUUUGUAAUUUUAUACAAUUUACCAAUUGUUUAUAUAAAUUGAUAUUCAACACGAAUUGGCUUCAGACUGCAUUGAACACUGCUGUAGUUCGAUCGUAUUGCAAAAGUGUUGCUUCUCAGAAUUAUGAUUUGGAUUGUGUUUUUAUCGGCGUUAGAAUUGGUUCAUUGUAAUAUUGCGGUUGGAAAAGAAUACAAGUUCGUUUUUGCACAAGUUGUAAGUGAAAAAUAUUUGAAUUAAAUCAUUAAUUGUGAACAAAGAAUUCAAAUAAUUUUGAAUUGGAGACUAUUGAAAAAUUUAGUUAAAAAUUAAAUUCUUUAUUUUUAAAGAGUUUUCAUUGAAAUUUGAUUAGAUAUUCCGCCAUGGAGAUAGAAACAUUCGGUUCGGUUACGCGACUGACCCAUACACAGUAAACACGUUGGUUCUAACUUUUAGAACCGCAAUAUGAAAUUUGGCACUAAAAUCCAUUACCAUUUGUACUAGAAAAAAUUCAAAAUGUACUGAAUCACAAAUCAAAGCUUCAUGUAUUUAUUUCAGAACUUUUAAACUUUUUCUAGAGCAAAUGGUACUAAAACAAAGUCAAGUGUCAAAUCUCAACAUUCCUAGAAUCAUUGUGUUUACUGUGUAUAAAGAUGGACCAAUUUACACUGCCCGAGGGCAACUGUUCUACAGGAAUACAACAGCAAAAAGCCCAUCCAAAUUGCAUUUUCCAAAUUGUGGUACGAAAUGUCAACUCAAUCAAUUUUAUGAAUUAUACUCCGAUAUUUUGCCAUCUGACUUUGAAACCGAAUGUAGAUUGCUAACCAAAUAAUGACAAUUUGAAGAGGAUAUUAAAAAACGAUGGCCGAAAAGGUCACUAUCAGAUCAAUCAUAAUACAUUCUAAGCAAUCACAAACCAAAACGACGUUUUUUCAAAUGAGCCCAUAUAAACAAACAAAUAGUGAUGAUGUCAUGACAUGAACAUAAAAGAAAUGAACAAAAACGAUAAAAACUAAAUAAAAGUUCAACUAUUCCUUUUAUCUCUAAUCCUACAGCAAAUCGGAAAUCAUCAACACGAGAAAAUGUAACAUUUAUGCCGCAUAACAAAUCGUAAAAUGAAAUUGAACGAAAUAGAUUCAUUUUUUUCGUUUUCUAAUUUAAAUCCGACUGUAUUUCCGUUAGCUGGACUAAAUUGUAAAAUAAAACACUAUUACGAAUACAGAACAAA